CCAGUUGAUCAGUUCAUGCGUGAAUCACCGCAUUAUGUUUUUCAGCGUAACCUUAAUUUCGUGAAUCUUUUAUAAUCAUCUCGAAAUACAUCAAAUAAUUCCUGAAAUACGCAACAGAAUACUUGUGAAGUUGUACUUUCUAUUAUUUUACAUUCUUUAUAUUUUCUUGUGUUUACAAUGGAAAAAGUAAGAAAAAUGUCCACAGAGGAAAGCCUGCGCUUCAUCAGGCAAUCAUUGAAAUCGGAUGAAAUGGAUCAUCUUGAGGGUAUCCAUUUCGAUAGAUUGUACCCUCACGUGUUUGUUACCUUUGGAGCUUCUGGUGAUUUAGCGAGGAAGAAAAUCUACCCAACGCUAUGGUGGCUGUUCAGAGACAAUCUUUUACCAAAACCCACCACAUUCUUCGGUUACGCGCGCACAAACCUGACUGUAGAUCAAUUAAGAGAAAAGUGUCAUCCAUACAUGAAAGUGAAACCAGAUGAGCAGGAAAAAUACGAGGAGUUUUGGAAACUGAAUCACUAUGUCGCUGGUACGUACGAUUCACAGAAAGGAUUUGAAGUGUUGAACAAUGAGCUGAAGAAAUACGAACAAAACUAUCAAAUCACUCACAGACUGUUCUACCUGGCCUUGCCGCCGAGCGUUUUUGAAAGCGUAACCAUACACAUUAGAAACGUUUGUAUGAGUGAGAAAGGCUGGACCAGAGUGAUUAUAGAGAAACCAUUUGGUCGUGACACAAUUACGUCACAGUAUCUAUCCGAUCACCUAGCGUCGUUAUUUAAAGAAGAUCAGAUUUACCGUAUCGACCAUUAUCUAGGCAAAGAAAUGGUUCAAAAUCUGAUGACUCUGAGAUUUGGUAAUCGAGUAUUUGGUCCAACCUGGAACAGGGAUAACAUUGCUUCUAUACAAAUUACAUUUAAAGAACCGUUUGGUACACAAGGAAGAGGCGGCUACUUCGAUGAAUUCGGUAUCAUUAGGGAUGUCAUGCAGAAUCAUUUGUUGCAAAUCCUAUCGUUGGUUGCGAUGGAGAAGCCGGUGUCUUGUCAUCCAGAUGACAUCCGAGACGAGAAGGUAAAAGUGCUGAAGUGCAUAAAGUCUUUGGAGUUGGAGAAUGUUGUGUUAGGUCAAUAUGUUGGUAAUCCUGAAUCGACUGAUCCUGAUGCUCGACUUGGUUAUUUGGAUGAUUCAACUGUACCGGCUGGUUCUAAUACCCCCACAUUCGCUCUCGCCGUGUUAAGAAUUAAUAACGAACGAUGGGACGGUGUUCCGUUUAUCCUCAAGUGUGGGAAAGCGUUAAAUGAACGAAAAGCAGAAGUUAGAAUACAAUAUCAGGAUGUAUCUGGUGAUAUAUUCGAUGGAAAAGCGAAGAGGAAUGAAUUGGUAAUUAGAGUACAACCAGGUGAAGCGUUGUAUAUUAAAAUGAUGACGAAGUCGCCUGGUAUCGCAUUCGACAUGGAGGAAACGGAGUUAGACCUUACGUAUGGUUACAGGUACAAGGGCCUAAAACUCCCGGACGCGUAUGAACGAUUAAUUUUGGACGUAUUUUGUGGCUCGCAAAUGCAUUUUGUACGUAACGAUGAACUUUCGGAAGCGUGGAGAAUUUUCACGCCUCUGCUUCAUCGAAUAGAAAAUGAAAAGAUCAAACCAGUUCCAUAUAGUUAUGGUUCACGAGGACCUAAAGAAGCCGAUGAAAUGGCGAAGACAAAUAACUUCAACUAUUACGGUUCGUACAAAUGGGCGAGACACUAAGAUUUUUGUAACAUUAGUACUGUAAAAUAUAUACAUGUACUAUACAGAUCGAAAAAAACUAUACCACAAAUCAUCAUCUAUAAUCAUUCCACAUAUCGUACAUUAAGAUGUGUACGGUAAUUUCCGAAAUUUUAUACACACAUUGUAACUAAUUUAUGCACUUAAUUUAUUAAAAAGUUGAAUUUAUCUAUUUUUUGAAGCAGCCUUUAAGUGAUAUAUAUAUAAAAUAUAUUCUACUAGUUAAAGAGUGUGCAGAUAUUAUUAUAUGUAUUUGAAAGAUUUCAAACAUAUGGCUAAUAUUUAUAUCAGAAGUACCUAUGAAUAAAAUGUGAUUGUUUCAUUUUUAAACAUAUAUCAUUCCAGGAAACAAUUUAUAGUAGAUAUAUAAUGUUAUAUGUAUAUAUUAUAUAUAUAUUUUUAUACAACAAAUUUAGCAAUUUGUAGAUAACUCUUUAAAAACUUUUCCAACCAUUUAAAAAUUACAACUUGUAUGUAGACCAUAAUUUUAUUUUACUUUUGACGAUUUAAACAUGACGCCAAUCACAUGAAAUAUCCUGUACAGUAAAUAAAAUAACAUAAAUUAUGUGGUA
Molecule: messenger RNA, 2333 nt
Organism: Bombus pyrosoma
Lineage: Eukaryota; Metazoa; Arthropoda; Insecta; Hymenoptera; Apidae
Gene: Zw
Product: glucose-6-phosphate 1-dehydrogenase
Exons: 7
Coding region: 178-1743 (521 amino acids)
Biological process (GO): pentose-phosphate shunt, oxidative branch; glucose metabolic process
Cellular component (GO): cytosol
Molecular function (GO): NADP binding; glucose-6-phosphate dehydrogenase activity
Source: RefSeq, a predicted model, not a curated record